Molecule: messenger RNA, 728 nt
Organism: Sinocyclocheilus anshuiensis
Lineage: Eukaryota; Metazoa; Chordata; Actinopteri; Cypriniformes; Cyprinidae
Exons: 5
Coding region: 33-728 (231 amino acids)
Source: RefSeq, a predicted model, not a curated record
UUCAUAUCAAGUGUUGUAUUUGCAGUUACAACAUGAGGAUUUUGCAGCUUCAUUUCUAUCUACUCAUAUGGUGUCAAGCAGCAGAGACUUUAACAGAUCAUCUAACAGAUUUGGGGCAAAAUGUGACUAUAACCUGUAAUCUUGACCAAAUUGAGGUGUACUGGUUUUUACUGAAACUACUUGGUUCUCCAGUUGUGAUAUUACGCUCCUUCUCGAACAAUUUUCCUCAUUACUACAACAAAGUAUUUGAGCUCAAAUAUGCAGUGAACCCUAAACAUAAUCUGCUCAUAAAUAAUGUCACCAUUGAUGAUUUAGGAGUUUAUUGCUGUAUGAGUACAAAUACUGAUCCACAAUUCAUCAGCGCCACCAGACUGUACAUCAUUCAACCAACUCCACUAACUGAGUGUCAGAAUUAUACAGAGGUGCAGUAUAUUCAGCAGAAUCAGACAUCUUGGCAGACUCUUACCCUCAUAUUUGGUCUGAUAAAUGCUGUUUUGGUCGUUGUUGUCAUAGGACUGUUGAAGGUUUGUGCUUGUAGAAAUAAAAGGCCUGGAGAUCUUUCACAACAACUUCAUAACACUGAUCUACAGCUGACACAAGUUAUUCAACAGCAUCUCGAUCCAAACCAAUUACAGCAUGCUGAGGAGGACUCUUCCAUGUUGUGUACAACUAUUCAUCUUGGUCCAGUCAACAGCACUUAUGUUGCUUUACAGCUGCCAAAAUCAUAA